AUGUUCAGCGGAGAACCAUAUCGGCAAAUCUUUAGCAUUUAUUUACUGAGUGAUAUCACCGGAAGAAUCCUACCCGCUAGGUUUUGUUAUACUGCAAAAAAUGUGCAGAGCGCUAAUGCGCCUUCUCCGGCGCCAACCAAGGCGCCUACGAAGAAACAUGCUCCGCAGGCCAAUUCUCCGUCCCCUGUUCGGGGAAGCCCUCAUGCGUCCCCAGCGAAGUCUCCGGUGCUUUCGCCUCCUUCAAAAGUUUCUCCGGCAGUGCCAGUUAGUUCUCCGAAAACCAGCCCAUCUGCGUCGCCGUUACAGUCUCCGACGCCGUCCGCUUUUUCUCCGUCGGCCGGCAUUUCUGUUCCUGUCCCAUCUCCGGCGUCUCCACCUACAACGGAGACCCCAACCCCAGUGAGCACUCCGGCAGUGUCUCCUCCAGUUUCAUCUCCAUUGCCCUCAACUCCGGCUACUUCUCCGGCGUCGGCCACGAGCCCAGCAUCUUCCAGCGUUCCUUCAAGUUCUGCAACACCAUCAGAAGCACCAGGAAUGUUCCCAUCAAGCAGUAGUGAACCAAGCCCGGCGCCGACGAGUUUGGAACCGGAAAUUGCACAGGGCCCAGUGGCGGAUGAUGAUUCGAGUUCAAACUCCAUCCACAAGGCUUCGGUUAUUCUGACUGGGCUUGCUGCUCUUUGGGCCUCUUUAGCCAUCUGA
Olea europaea var. sylvestris is the source of this 699-nucleotide messenger RNA. Its product is annotated as vegetative cell wall protein gp1-like. The record is from RefSeq and is a predicted model, not a curated record. The coding region runs from base 1 to 699 and encodes 232 amino acids. NCBI's taxonomy places the organism in Eukaryota, Viridiplantae, Streptophyta, Magnoliopsida, Lamiales, Oleaceae. The transcript is spliced from 2 exons.